Messenger RNA from Salvia miltiorrhiza (redroot sage), 1074 nucleotides. RefSeq lists its product as uncharacterized. NCBI's taxonomy places the organism in Eukaryota, Viridiplantae, Streptophyta, Magnoliopsida, Lamiales, Lamiaceae. The coding region runs from base 147 to 680 and encodes 177 amino acids. The transcript has 3 exons. The record is from RefSeq and is a predicted model, not a curated record.
UUUGUGAAGAACCAAUCUUUGAAUAGUGGUGGGUGCUAAGAAAGGGACCAUUUGCUUCUCUCACUUCCUUCUCUCCUUAUCUCUAUCUCUCUCUCUCUCUCUCACUUCCUCACAAACAUUCCAAACUGCAAGAGAGAGACACAGAGAUGGGGAAUUGCCAAGCAGUAGAUGCAGCAGCAUUGGUGAUACAACAUCCUAGUGGGAAGCAGGAGAGGAUGUACUGGCCUAUCCCAGCCAGCGAAGUAAUGAAGACGAACCCAGGGCACUACGUCUCUCUCAUAAUCCCUCUACCCUUCCCCGGUGGUGGGCAGGAGAGCUCAGACGAGCAGAGGACCGUUAGGUACACGCGUGUUAAGCUUCUACGCCCGACUGAUACUCUAGUUCUGGGCAGAGCUUACCGGCUUGUCACUACUCAAGAGGUUGUGAAAGUGAUCAGAGCAAAAAAGCACGCACGAAGCAAGAGAAACCAGUCGGAAUCAGAUCAAAACACGGAGGCGAAUUCAGAGAAGCACGUUACCAGUUCUGAGCACGAGGCGGGAGCAUCUGCAAUGGCGAAGAAGAACAAUCAGGCAAGAAGAUCCGACAGACACAAACAACGAUCAGGGUCGACAAAUCCUGCUGCAGGACGGCCCAAAUCAUGGCAGCCAUCUCUACAGAGCAUUUCUGAGUUCGGGAGCUAAAGUAAUAAUCCACAGAAGAUGAUGGGAACACAACUCAAUCAUGAAAUCAUGAAAUCUUGAAACUCAAAAAAUUUGUGGAGCAACAAUCCUUUUGUAUAGCUAAAAGAGACUGUUGAAGUAGAGCCUCUUUCUUGACUAGUACAGCUUAAGUAGCGAACAAUUUCAACACCCCGAUUCAUCCCUCUUUGCAUUGUAAAACUAACCAAACAUCAUGUGCCACAAAAUGGAGAUAGGUGGGGAAGAUUUGUAACUCAUUCGUGUGAUUUGGAGUUCCAAUCUUCCCAAUCCCGAUCGACAUAGUUCUGUGCCCACAAUAACGAGGCUCGAGCAGCCAAUGCUGCUCCAGCCAGAUUUUUAUCCUUUAGUGCCAACAUCAUAUCUGUGAAAGGCUCAA